Molecule: messenger RNA, 609 nt
Organism: Gekko japonicus
Lineage: Eukaryota; Metazoa; Chordata; Lepidosauria; Squamata; Gekkonidae
Product: C-C motif chemokine 19-like
Exons: 4
Coding region: 52-342 (96 amino acids)
Biological process (GO): lymphocyte chemotaxis; cellular response to tumor necrosis factor; immune response
Cellular component (GO): extracellular region
Molecular function (GO): chemokine activity; CCR chemokine receptor binding
Source: RefSeq, a predicted model, not a curated record
GAGACGCACCCGAGACCUGGGACCGCUUCCUCUCACCUCCUGGCAUCCAGAAUGGCACGACUUCAAUGGCUGCUGCUCGGCCUGGUGGCAUUCACCUGCUGCUGCAGCCUCCUGCAGGUGGCCGGCUACUACCAGGUGACAGAUUGCUGCCUGCGGACCAGCUGGCGUCCCAUCCCUUACAAAAUUCUCCGCAGUUACCGAGAACAGCACAUCCAAGAGGGCUGCCUGGUCCGGGCUGUGGUUUUCAUCACCGUGAAAGGGAGGCAGCUCUGUGCGCCCCCCCACCUUCCGUGGGUGAAGCAGCUGAAAGAGCGGCUGGACCGCCAUCUGAAGAGAUCCUAAACUGCCUGGAGGAGAGACCUCAGAUGACCCCCGUUCCGUACCAUGUCCCUGUUCCUCCGCCAGUUUGCCCUCGCGGGAGAACAGGAGCUGGACUGCUGCUGCUGCUGCUGCUGCUGCUGCUGCUGGAAACAUGGGAGUUCUUUCCUCUGCUGUCUGUCUGCAGCCUUCAGAUGUACGUCUGCUCGGCUGGGCAAGGCUCACCGGCUGCGAAAGCCACCCUGAGCGCUGUAUUUUUAGCAGAAAUGUAUGAUACAUAUUUCCUUAAUA